This is a messenger RNA of Fusarium venenatum, 1128 nucleotides long. NCBI's taxonomy places the organism in Eukaryota, Fungi, Ascomycota, Sordariomycetes, Hypocreales, Nectriaceae. The record is from RefSeq and is a predicted model, not a curated record.
AUGACCGGGGUAAAAAACUUAGAUUUUCCACUUGCUGACGAUGACGAUACUGAUUUUCUCGUGAAUGUCUUCUCCGAUCUUGGCCCUUGGUACGACCAUCUCAUUUUUGCCUGUGUCCCAUUGGGGAUCAUGACAGCUAUCGCGGGUGCAAUUCGUGUUGAAGGUCGCCCGGUCCUUAAAGCCUUCACAGGCCGCGCCCGCGAGAAUAAAGCUGCUGCCGAAAUAGAGUAUAUGUCUUCUACGUCUGCCGAAAUGGGAGAGUUGUUCAAUGGAAAGGGUAUUGUGAGAACCAUGGGGCAGUCAAAGAUUGCUCAGUUUAUUGUUUUCCCACACACUUUCAAUGCGGAUAAGAAGAAUGACAGGGAAACCCUUGGCAUACACACCUUGAAGUCUGCGACAGAAGAAGGCAAAGAAGUUAUUAGAAAAGAAGAUUACCGCGACGAACUUGAUGCACGUUUCAUUAAUUGCUUCAAACCAGACAAAGUUCGAUCCACAAUUCGGAAAAAUGAAGUCGAAGAUGGUACACCCAGUGAAGACAUUCCAUUGAACUAUUGGGAAUCCCUACAAUAUCCCAACCUCCAGUUAAACAUCGCAGCUAAGAGAAUCACGGCGGAACGAAGAAGUGUUGAACUUCAUUUAGCUGCUAUCAUAGCAAUCAUCCUGCAGGGCGUCUCUUCUUCUGGUGUGAUACUCUAUCGGAUGGAUGGUUUUGACCAACAACCUUGGGGUCACUCUUACUAUAUUGGUGGCUCUGUUCUGCUCUUUGUCGGCAUGCUUACUUGCUCUGUCGCUAUUGAAAGGAGUACGAAGGAGUACAAAUGGUUUUCAAAUGACCCACCAGCUACAAAAGCAAAGCACAUGAGUUUAUUCUGGGUGCAGGGGAAACCGCGAGUCAGCGACCAGGAAUUUGGCUACUAUAACAAGAGCACAAAUGACCCGAAUGAGCCCGGAUACCAAGAGAAGUCAAAUAUUAAAACGCAAAGAACUUUUCUACAGGAAAAAAACGUGUCGAUGAAAAAGGUUGAUGCAAAGCUCUCAUGGAAUCGCGAUAUUCGGGCAGUCACUGCACUCCUCGCCGGUAGUGCUGGAUUUACGAUUCAGUUCAUAGGUUUAAGAGGUCUCCCUUGA